This is a messenger RNA of Penicillium pulvis, 678 nucleotides long. Its product is annotated as flavin-linked sulfhydryl oxidase. The transcript is spliced from 2 exons. The coding region runs from base 1 to 678 and encodes 225 amino acids. The record is from RefSeq and is a predicted model, not a curated record. Lineage: Eukaryota; Fungi; Ascomycota; Eurotiomycetes; Eurotiales; Aspergillaceae. Gene Ontology annotation, cellular component: mitochondrion. Gene Ontology annotation, molecular function: flavin-dependent sulfhydryl oxidase activity; flavin adenine dinucleotide binding.
AUGACAGAGGUCUCACCAGAGCAGCUGAACUCCCUCAGAGGAAAUGCCCACCUCUACAAUCAAAAGCCUGCCACCACCACCACCACCACCACCAAACAAUCGCAAGAAACCGACUCGGCCUUACCCAAAGGCGUCGUUCUAGACAAAGAUGGAAAACCCUGCCGAACCUGCACCUCCGUCUCCUCAUGGCGCGCCCUAACAAAACAAGCCAAAGCCGACUCCCCCACAUCCUCUUCAACCACCGCAAGCACAACCCCAGCAACUUCAACAACACCCACAACCCCCCUCACCGCCCCAGCCACACACCCCGAGCCCCCCAUCCCCGCAGACUGCCCACCAGAUGUCGAAGCACUCGGCCGCUCAACCUGGACACUCCUGCACACGAUGGCAGCUACCUACCCCGAGAAAGCGGAUACGCAGCAGCAGUCUGAUAUGCAGGGCUUCCUGAAGCUGUUCUCGCGACUGUAUCCGUGCUGGGUAUGCGCGGAUGAUUUUAAGACAUGGAUGGCGCAUCCUAGUGGACGGAAUCAGCCUAAGUUGAGUGGGCGUAAGGAGUUUGGGUGGUGGAUGUGUGAGGCGCAUAAUGAGGUUAACAGGAAGCUUGGGAAGAAAGAGUUUGAUUGUCGGUUCUGGGAGGAGAGGUGGAAGACUGGGUGGAAGGAUGGGAGGUGUGAUUAG